AAUAAUAGAUUUAAUAAUGAUACUUCUGCACUGGUAACGUUAACUACAGGAGCCUCUUUGGCUCUUUCAACUCACAUCAUCAAUUUCAAUUUUUCAAUUUUUGCAUCAUUUUCGGUUAAAGAAG
Dentiscutata heterogama is the source of this 124-nucleotide messenger RNA. The record is from the annotation of a GenBank genome assembly. Lineage: Eukaryota; Fungi; Glomeromycota; Glomeromycetes; Diversisporales; Gigasporaceae.